UUGUUAUUAUGCGUUUAAUCACCGGACAUCUACUGCAGAGGUCAAGGGAAAACAGUAGGAAGAGUAAUUUCUAGGUUGUAUGUCGGAUGUGUGGUCUCUAUAAUAGUAUUUGCGUUGAGUCUUAGAACUAUGAACUUCGGUGUUGAUAGUCCGCUGUCUGCCGCAGUCGGAUUGUUUACAGCCAGCAAGGACUGCGUUUAUCACGUCUCUUCACUGCAGCUGUAUAAACAAACAUGAGUCCAAUCUCAAGACAACGACAGGCAGUGGCCGCAGCGAUCCCAAUCGGCAGCGACCAUUCGGUAUCCACUUACUCCAUAACAAGGAAUAUUCAACGGUUUCUUAGCCAUAUUAGAUAUGAAAAUCUGGUGGCGGGACUGAGUGGAGGAGUCAUAUCGACGAUGGUGCUACACCCUCUGGAUCUGGUCAAAAUACGGUUUGCUGUGUCUGACGGUCUGUCAAUGCGGCCGCAGUACGAUGGGGUUCUCCACUGCUUAAGGAGCAUCUGGCAGGUAGAGGGGAUCCGAGGUCUCUAUCAAGGGGUCACCCCAAACAUCUGGGGCGCUGGGGCCUCCUGGGGAUUAUACUUCCUCUUUUAUAAUGCUAUCAAGGCAUACACUCAGGAGGGCCGCAGCACUGAGCUGACAGCUGUAGAACACCUGAUGUCUGCGGCAGAGGCAGGCAUUCUGACUCUCUGCCUCACCAACCCCGUCUGGGUGACUAAGACACGUCUGGUGCUUCAGUACAAUGCCGACCCGGACAGGAAGCAAUACAGAGGGAUGUUUGACGCCCUGGUGAAAAUAUAUCAACAUGAGGGGAUCCCAGGACUCUACAGGGGCUUUCUGCCGGGCCUCGUUGGGACAUCUCAUGCUGCUCUGCAGUUCAUGACCUAUGAGGCUCUGAAGAGGGACUACAACAAGUACAGGAAGAUGCCUUCAGAUGCUAUGCUGUCUCCAUGGGAGUAUGUCGCCAUGGCGGCUGUGUCCAAGAUAUUUGCUGUGGCAACCACCUACCCUUAUCAGGUAGUUCGGGCACGCCUCCAGGACCAGCAUAACACCUACACUGGUAUUGCUGAUGUCAUCUCCAGGACAUGGAGUAAUGAAGGAGCAGUGGGGUUUUAUAAGGGCAUGGUCCCUAACCUGAUCCGAGUAAUCCCUGCUUGCUGCAUCACCUUCCUGGUCUAUGAAAACAUCUCCCGCAUGCUCCUGGGUCAGUGCAAGUGAAACAACAUCAACAACCAAACCACUAGAACCUUUGGACCUGUCAAUCAACUAUCCUGAGACUGGUUCUGUAUCGCUGUCAAGAUUCUAGAACAAGUUAAGGUGAAGUUCCGAGUGAUACCAGCUGGGGGCACUCCUUUAACAUGUUAAUCAAUCACUGGGAAGGAUUUUACCCAUAUGGACCUAGAGAAGUAUUAGAGGAGAGACAAAGGAACAUGUGUGAAAGAUAGCAAUGAUACUUUAUUUAUUUGUCUGAUUUCCACUUUGUAUCUUAUUAAAUAGACUAGAUGGGGCUGCUGACCACAAAAUAGAACACACACAACAUUGCAGCCUGUAUAAAAAACACACAACCACACGGUACCACUGUGUGUGUGUUGUACUCUAUUACAUGUAUGUUCACACAUUUUGUUGAUAAAAGUCACACAAAUCAACAAUACAAAUCAGGUCAUACAAAUUAAUCAUGUGAUUUCCACCAAGUGGAGAAGCUUAGUUAGCAUCCAGAAUAUUGUGUGUAUUUCAGAGAUUUACAGUAUGUCUACAUCUACUUAAAUAACAGGUCAAUAUUCACUGUGUGUUGAACAUCUUACAAAUUUGAACAUGUUGUCAUGACAUUAUUGUCUAUAGUUUCUGAGUGGUGAAACCAGUUACCUCUUAAUGAAAAUGACGUCAGAAAAUGUCCACUGCUAAAGUAUUUAAAGACGGAAAGUUGGGAAUUGGAACCCUGGGAAAGUUCCAGACUUAGAAUGUAUUGCACAGCUGGACUAUCGGGAAUGACACAAGACACUGGAAAAGAACUGAUGCUCAGGCUGCGGUGUUUCAUACUCACAGAAAGUGAGAGCUUCUAACGACAUCGACGGGUCUGUUUGGACAGAACUAUAACUGUUUUUUAUAUAACUAUAACAGGACUGCUUUUCAUUGACGCCAAGUGUGGUAUCUUUCCAACUUGGUUUUCAUUUCUUUGUUCUGUCCAUGUUCCAUCCUGUAAGGUCUUAGAUUUCAGGAAAUUAUAUGUCACCAUUUUUUUUCUUGUCAGACAUAAAUUGGGCAUUUCUUCUUUUGAUAAUCAAAUAAAUCCUUUACCAAUUGA
Messenger RNA from Esox lucius (northern pike), 2304 nucleotides. It is a transcript of the gene slc25a32a, whose product is annotated as solute carrier family 25 member 32a. The transcript has 7 exons. The record is from RefSeq and is a predicted model, not a curated record. NCBI's taxonomy places the organism in Eukaryota, Metazoa, Chordata, Actinopteri, Esociformes, Esocidae. Gene Ontology annotation, molecular function: FAD transmembrane transporter activity; folic acid transmembrane transporter activity. Gene Ontology annotation, biological process: nucleotide transport; folate import into mitochondrion. Gene Ontology annotation, cellular component: mitochondrion. The coding region runs from base 234 to 1220 and encodes 328 amino acids.